Tyto alba (common barn owl) is the source of this 408-nucleotide messenger RNA. It is a transcript of the gene ELOB, whose product is annotated as elongin B. Gene Ontology annotation, biological process: transcription elongation by RNA polymerase II. The coding region runs from base 1 to 408 and encodes 135 amino acids. Gene Ontology annotation, cellular component: elongin complex; VCB complex. Gene Ontology annotation, molecular function: protein binding. Lineage: Eukaryota; Metazoa; Chordata; Aves; Strigiformes; Tytonidae. The record is from RefSeq and is a predicted model, not a curated record. The transcript is spliced from 2 exons.
AUGAAGAUCAUGUUCAACUUCUGGGGAAUCACUAGGCUAGUGACGGAUAUCUACUUGAUGACUCACCGCCACAAGACAACAAUAUUCACCGAGGCUAAAGAGACAACAACUGUGCAUGAGCUGAAAAAGAUGGUGGAGGGAAUACUGAAGAAGCUACCAGAGGAGCAGUGUCUCUACAAAGAUAACCAGCUACUGGAUGAUGAUCAUAGGACUCUGUUAGACUGUGGCUUAAGCAGCCAAAGCUGCCAUCCUCAUGUUCCUGCCACGGUGGGCUUGGCUCUAUUCAGACCUGGCAAUGGCACCUUUGGACCACUGUGCAUUGACCCCUUCCCAAGCACCUCAGAGCUACCUGAUGUCAUGAAGUCAUGUGCGUCUGGUAAAAGCUCUAGUAAGCAAGCCUUGUGUUAA